Molecule: messenger RNA, 333 nt
Organism: Clunio marinus
Lineage: Eukaryota; Metazoa; Arthropoda; Insecta; Diptera; Chironomidae
Source: the annotation of a GenBank genome assembly
AUGAUUUUAUUAGUGCUUUCAACACUUAUUUUAUUAUAUUUAUGGCAUUAUCGAAAGUUUUACAUUUAUGCAUCGAAAUUGCCUUCAGUCGAAGGAGGUUUACCAAUUGUCGGAUUCGCACAUUUACUUCUCGGAAAAAACAAUGAAGAGAUUUAUAUUGAAAUGAAUAAAAUUACAUCGUCACCCGGGCCUUCACCAAGAUCAUUUUGGCUUGGUCCAAUGUUUAUGAUAAUAAUUGACGAUCCCAUGCAACUGCAAAAUGUUCUUAAUUCACCAAAGUGUAUCGAUAAGCCUUCACUUUACGAAGGUCUUGGAAUGAAAAAAGGUAACUGA